AGGCCCAACCUUUAGCUGCAUAAUCGGUCUGCAGUUUCACAAUUUAAAAUACGGAGAUAGAUACUUCUUUUCUCACAGAACCUCCAAUCUUAACUAUCUCAGCAAGUACAUGAAGCAAAUGGAAGAGCGAACCCUCUCUGAUAUCAUUUGCGACAACACUUACAUUAAAAACGUGCAAAAAUGGUCAAUGGAAAGCCCAAGUCCCACGAACCCUUUGCAAGAGUGCAGGCGACCACUUCAAGAAGUAAAUUCAGUGGACGAUUCUUUAGACGAUUUACAACAGGCCCCCUUGGACGACGAGCAGACGAAUUCCCCCCGCAUUGGUCUAGAGUUGGAUCCAGAAGCUUUGGAGAAUACAGGUUCUCGUCAGAACCCUAGGUUUGAAUCAAGCGAGGGAAUUUCUAGCAUUAAUCCAAGUUUGAGAAAUGCGGGAACUCUGGUAAAUGUGCCGACACCAGAAACAGCUGAUCUGGAACCAACAACGUCUUCCGGUGUUCUACCACCGGUGCAACAGCCUGGAAACAUUCCACACACCACGAAUCAAGGAAGAGUUCCAAAAGCGUUGGAUUUUUCCGCACAAGCCCCCAUCCCUUUCCUCCCAGGAGCCCAAUUUAGAACCCCAAAAACUUCUUUUUUCGACGCCAUCUUGAAUCAGAGAUCGAGUAAUGGAGGCCAAUUUCCUGCUGAAAAUAAACCGGUUCGGUUCAUCCAGGUGUUCGGCGAACAGGACGCCAUUAGAAAUCCGUGAUUUCAGCGCAAUCUUGUCAGCUAAAUUAUUUCAAGUGGCAUUAUGUAAUUCUUAUUUCUGGCGUAGUUGAUGCCUAUACAGUCCUUAUUUCUAGUCUAUUGUAUUACUAUGUUUGUUCCUGAAAGUUAUAAAUCAUAACGCGGGAUUUUGCAAAGGGAAGAUUAAGCAAUGGCAAAAAUUCAUAAUUAUAUAAUUUUUAUUUUAUCUUCUAUAAAAUUCUCCAGCUAAUCCUCCUUUCCCCUUCUCCUUCACCUUCUUCUUCUCCUUCUCCUUCAUUUUCUCUUUCUUUUUAUUCUUCUCCUUUUCC
This is a messenger RNA of Eurytemora carolleeae, 1055 nucleotides long. RefSeq lists its product as uncharacterized. The transcript is spliced from 3 exons. Bases 110 to 748 code for a protein of 212 amino acids. Lineage: Eukaryota; Metazoa; Arthropoda; Copepoda; Calanoida; Temoridae. The record is from RefSeq and is a predicted model, not a curated record.